Mytilinidion resinicola is the source of this 834-nucleotide messenger RNA. RefSeq lists its product as uncharacterized. The transcript is spliced from 4 exons. Lineage: Eukaryota; Fungi; Ascomycota; Dothideomycetes; Mytilinidiales; Mytilinidiaceae. The record is from RefSeq and is a predicted model, not a curated record. The coding region runs from base 1 to 834 and encodes 277 amino acids.
AUGGCUGAAACCGAAAAGAACCCUCGACAGGUCGACCCCAGGGGUCCCCGAAUCUCCCCAGAAGGGUUCAAGUUAGUGUGGGGAGAUUGCAACUCCAACGAUCCUAGCGAGCUGGACUGUUUCUUGGAAACUUUGGAUCCACGUAAGACAAAUCUCCGAGAUGGUCGUCGAUUUGGAUUCGAAGUUGCUAUGCGCGGCGGCCAUUACAAAAUGCUAGAACACCUUCUAAACAACAAGAAUGUCUCCAUUGACAGCUCGAUAGUGGGAUCAGCUUUGAAAAUAGGAUCAAUCCCACGUCUCAACUUUCUCCGGGAGAAUGGAUGGGAAGAUACGAAUAUGGGGUUGAACCGGAGCCCUGGAUACCCAAAUCUUGGCCCUUUCAGCACAGUGGCAGUUGGGUUCUACGGUCGCGACAAAUUAGUCCCUAACUCGGGCGCGAUUCUUCAAGCGGCAAUCUCGCGUGGGAACAUCGAGAGUCCAGACAGUCCGAUAGCUCAUGGGGCUAUCCUCGCAAACGCCAAAUCCGUGCAUACUGCCGUCAAGAGCGGGAGCGAGGACAUGAUGCUUACGGGCCAUGGUUAUUGCGAUAUACCGUCAAUGCGGGCGAUCAGGGAAGGUAAUACGGGCAUGGUUCGGAUUCUGCUUAAGAAGGGAGCUAGCAUGAUUGUGAGGGGCAGAAAAAUGCUAGAAGUAGUGAAAGAGGGAUGGGUGGAUCAGGGUAUUAGAAUGAUGGUUGAAAGUCAUUUACAUGAGAGAACUGUGAAGAAGAAGGGGAAGAGGAGUGUUGUGGCUGAUGAAAGAAACGACGGAGAAGAGGACGCGAAGAUCAGUUGA